UCUAAAAUAUUCAGAAAGCUCUCAGCAUCUCUAAUUUUUCAGAAACUUUUCAAUGGAUAGCAGCACCAGUGAAUUCCAGUGAAAGAUUGAAAUUCGGGAGACAAGAAGGUGUUCUGGGACGUGGAGGAUUGGUCAAUCCUUAAGAAACUAAAUCCUGGAUUGGUUAAUAAGAAGAUCAAAUCCGAUCUAUAUGAAAACGGAUAUCUAGGUCCUGAGAUGUCUAUCACAUGCUUCGUUGAUGAUGAUGCCCCGGAUAACUUGAAAUAUGUCUUUGAGCAUGCUGGAAUGGAUUUUGUUCACGUACCCAAAGGAAACAAACAUGCGAGAGUUCACUCUAUUACAGAGGAACUUCUUCUCUGGGCACUGUACGGUACUAGUCGUCCAGCGAGUUUGUUUAUAAUCUCAGAAAGCAUCAAAGAAGAGCAGCAGGUCGUCCCAACUCCUAUGGAUAGGAACCGUUUCAAUCUUGUCUUUUUAGAGCCUGGGAGCGUACUAGUUAAUUGUCAGGGUUCUCCUUUAGAAUGUCUGCAAUGCGGAGUCCCCAUAGAGGGGCUGAAUGAGAAUAAUUUUUUUGAGCGAGGCCGCCGUUUAUAUGGUGAAGCUGUCGUUGGAGUUGAAUCACUACCUAUACCAUACCAAGUGAAACCAGUUGUGUCCGAUGCUUGGGCCGAUAUAAACUCUGAGGGUAACACAGGCGUGUUCUGGGACGUGGUGGAUUUCCCAAUCCACGUUCUACAUUCUCCUGGUAUGACUUCUGACCUGAUCAAAUCAGGUCUUCAUCGACAGAGUUGCUGUAAUGGUUCUGUGUCAAUCCGGUUGUACGACGUCGAAGAUGAGAUGAAACAAGAUCUGAUAGAUGAAUAUGAGGCUACCGGAAUCAGUUAUAAUCUCGUACCCGAAGUUGGUGAGGCGCAUGGAUAUGCUAGAGAUUAUAAGAUGUUAGUGGACAUUCUUCGGUGGGCAGUGGACAAUCCUCCAAAUUCCAAUUUGAUCGUGCUCUCUAAACACUUGGAUGAAAGUUCUUUCUCUUGUAUUCAAGGUUUGCAGGAUACAGGUUACAACAAUGUUGUCUUAGUAGACACACCUGCGAGCUCAGCAUGGCUUUUGUGCGGCUAAUGUAUUGCGCUGAUGUUUUAUGUUAAUAGUGGGUGUACUUUGUUUCUGACCAGAUUUUCUUUCUCACUCUUGCUAGAAUAGUGAAGUUAAGGAAUGGCUUUGAAAGUUUAUUUGUCGAUGUUGUAAUUAUUAUAUCCGUUGAUCUUCUUCGC
Camelina sativa (false flax) is the source of this 1268-nucleotide messenger RNA. RefSeq lists its product as uncharacterized. Gene Ontology annotation, molecular function: RNA nuclease activity. Gene Ontology annotation, biological process: regulation of gene expression. The record is from RefSeq and is a predicted model, not a curated record. Lineage: Eukaryota; Viridiplantae; Streptophyta; Magnoliopsida; Brassicales; Brassicaceae. Gene Ontology annotation, cellular component: peroxisome.